Molecule: messenger RNA, 300 nt
Organism: Trichoderma reesei QM6a
Lineage: Eukaryota; Fungi; Ascomycota; Sordariomycetes; Hypocreales; Hypocreaceae
Exons: 3
Biological process (GO): mRNA splicing, via spliceosome; nuclear-transcribed mRNA catabolic process
Cellular component (GO): catalytic step 2 spliceosome; U12-type spliceosomal complex; U2-type prespliceosome
Molecular function (GO): RNA binding
Source: RefSeq, a predicted model, not a curated record
GGCUCGUCCAACGCCCAGGGUGAGCGGCCCAAGAAGGAGAACAUCCUGGACCUGGCCAAGUACAUGGACAAGGAGAUCAUCGUCAAGUUCAACGGCGGCCGUGAAGUCCGCGGCACUCUGAAAGGCUACGACGCCCUCAUGAACCUGGUCCUCGACCAAGUCCAGGAGACACUCCGAGACGACGAAGGCAACGAGUCAUCCCGGUCCCUUGGUCUCGUUGUCGUCCGAGGCACGCUCCUCGUCCUCAUCAGCCCCGCCGACGGCAGCGAAGAGAUUGCCAAUCCUUUUGCCCAGCCUGAA